Messenger RNA from Staurois parvus, 135 nucleotides. The record is from the annotation of a GenBank genome assembly. NCBI's taxonomy places the organism in Eukaryota, Metazoa, Chordata, Amphibia, Anura, Ranidae.
AUGAGAAGCCAAUCUGGUAUGAUGUGUAUGCUGCAUUUCCACCAAAAAGAGAACCCACCUAUGUGCAUCCACCAAAACGUCGAUCAAAGCCUGUUGAAACCGUGCGUGCAAUUUUUUACCAAGAAGAUGUCAUAA